Molecule: messenger RNA, 947 nt
Organism: Armigeres subalbatus
Lineage: Eukaryota; Metazoa; Arthropoda; Insecta; Diptera; Culicidae
Product: angiopoietin-related protein 1-like
Exons: 2
Coding region: 62-856 (264 amino acids)
Source: RefSeq, a predicted model, not a curated record
ACCCACUCAGAAAUAUUUUACAGUAUUGAAUAGUCAGUCCGCAUCGUAUUACAACGCUAUUAUGGCUACUUCACAUUUGAUUGCUUCCCUAUUUGUGAUUCAGUUAACCACUCAAUGCUAUCGAUUCGGUGCAGUAUUAGCUUUCGACACGCGCCAAUACAAAUCGUGUGCAGAGGCACCGUCCCAGUCCGGCGUCUAUACAAUUACCCUUGAGAACGGGUUUCCACCAUUCCGGGUUUACUGUGAACAGCAGAAAUACGGUGGCGGUUGGUUGGUAUUCCAGAACCGAUACGAUGGAUCUGUCAACUUCAAUCGAAGCUGGGACCUCUACAGGAACGGAUUCGGUAACAUUGAAGAGGAACAUUGGCUGGGCUUGGAGAAGCUUCAUCAGAUCACGUUGAAUCAAGAGCACGAUUUAUUGAUCGUCAUAGAAAAUUUCACAGAUUUUUCUGCCCAUGAAAUCUAUUCCGGAUUCCGAGUUGAGGACAGCAGCUCGAACUACACUCUCCGAUUGUCCAACAUGGAUAACUCGUACCAAGGAACAGCUAGGGAUUCGUUUUGGGUUUACCGGAACGAACAAUUUAGCACCUAUGACCGCAUCAAUGAUAAGUCAAUUUUAGACUGCUCGGUUCUUACCGGCAGUGGCUACUGGCAUUAUGAUUGUGGUAUCGGUUACAAGAGUAAUUUGAACGGAGAAUACAGCAGAUCAGUUCUUGGUGAUCGUCGAGGUAUCUGGUGGGGUGCUUUUGGAGGACAACAAUUUCCGUUGAGGAAAACUAAAAUGAUGAUAAAAGUUCAUGAGACCACCCGAGCGAUGCAGGACUUGAACCAAAUUAAAAUUAAUAAUAAUUUGUAAUAAAUUUUAAAAGUUUUAUCUUACAAACGGAUAACCAUAACCAUUUCCGUUUAUUAAAAAAAAAACGAAUCAACGUAUUGCGUUUGACCUU